Molecule: messenger RNA, 3169 nt
Organism: Vitis riparia (riverbank grape)
Lineage: Eukaryota; Viridiplantae; Streptophyta; Magnoliopsida; Vitales; Vitaceae
Exons: 1
Coding region: 2618-2839 (73 amino acids)
Biological process (GO): regulation of DNA-templated transcription
Source: RefSeq, a predicted model, not a curated record
UCUUAACAGUAUUUAAAACUCUAGUUUUGAGUUGUUUUCCAGAUUUUUAGUUGGUACUGAAGGCUGUAGGCUACCGACCAUUGGAAGGGAAAAGUUAGCAGGCUGUUGGGACCACUACUAGUGAAGGCACCUAGCUUGGUAACUUGAUCAAACUGACAAGCUAUGUGAAUGUAACAUCCGUUAAAAAAAUUUCAUGCCAUUUUUUUUUUCCCUUAAAAUGAAAAUUCAAAAUGUGCACAGAAUCAGCACUCCAUAACCCUUCAAAUGUGGAACUGAUUCUAUUUUACAACCAACUGGUAGGAAGUUUAGCAUGGAACCAUAUGGUUAACAUUUACAUUUCUAGGUGUCUGUGUAAGGAACUUGCCCUUUUUAUUUUUCCCUGUUAUUCUAGCUUCGUAUUUGUGCAGGAUUAUAUAACAAUUGGGAGACGGUUAGAUGGUAUUUAAAACCAUGCGUCUGGAUGUUAUGGACUGAGAUACUGGAUCUGCAACAAUAUCUGUGCCAAUUCCUCUACUGUCUUAUUCCAUAAAAGGAACUCUAUCUGCAAGGGAACCAAGUGCAGUUGGAAGUUGGCCUACUUGAUUCGACCACAUUCUUUGAACUCAAGCUGCAAUCUACAGUGUUUGGCUCCACUUCACCCAUACUUUAAGAAUAUAUAAAUUAUCUUUUCGACUGAAAUGCCAGCUCAUGGAAAAAUUUUGCUGCUGUGACAGGGCUUCUUAUUAGAUAUGGCAGUGGUUGGUGUAGUAAAAGAGACCACUUGCUGCAACCUUUGGUGCCUGAAGAGGAGAAAAGAAAUGUGAGGACCACAUCUUGUCAACAAAAGAUUCAUGCAUGUGAUUAGACAUAUAGGCUCCACCACUACGGAUUCUAAAAUGUAAGAUUAGGAUAGAAUAGACAGGUUGAUCAGUUCUUGUUUGAUGUGGCCGAUUGCUACCAAGGAGCUAUAAAUCUUUUUCUUUGAUGGUUUCCAAAUGAUCUUUGUCUAAGAGGUUAGUACUUCGGAUCUAUCAAUGCAUCUCAGGUUAAGAGGUAGGCCAACCAAGCCAGUUGAAGUAGAUUAAGUGUAGAAUAGUGUUUUUCAAUGUCAAGUCUCCUGAACUAAAUGAAUAUUUAAAACAAUAAAAGAGACUAAAAAAUGAUCUCUUGAAUCUCAGUUUGGAUUGACUGGAUUUUUAGUGUAGCCAAUGUUGAAACAGAGGAAAAAGAUGAUAAGAGUUAACUUGUUCAAAUGCAUGCAAGGAAGUACAGCAGAGUUAGCAUUGAUAAGGAUAUGCAUUGGGCACAUAUUGUAGCCUUUUUUAUUUAAAGGUUAUGAGAAGAAAUAAUUGUUGGGGAUUGAAAGCAGGAUAUGACUUUUUAGAUAGAGCAGGAUGGCAAAAUAAUUUAUAUAGUUGACUUCAAGCGGUUGAUUGAGAUUAAGUUUUGAUGUGUUGAGUGCUACUUGUAUUCUGUACUUGUUAAAUGACAUCGGAACUAAUCCAAUUGAGAUAGGAUUUUGUCCACCUUUUUUCUCCCCAUAAUUUCUCUGUGCUCCUAAUGGAUGAAAGAGACCCAAAGUGUCAGGAUGCAGCCUCCCUGGAAGUGAAUGGUAUGGGGAAUAGAUGGGGCAACUUGCAAAAGAACAAAGCUAGGUUGGUCGGUUGGUUGUUGUUAUAUUAGAAAGUGAGGGCAACCCGGUCCUCUUUCAGGAAAAAGAAAUGGAACAUGGCAGAGAACAAGAAACAGGGGGAAGGAGACAAGAAUUAAGCUCACCAACCAACCAAACAUUAGGCAGUCUUGUCUGACUGCAUUCACAUUGAUGCUUCUAAAAUACUUUUCACCCAAGGUUACUCACAGCCUUACUGUCUAAUUUCUUCUAUUUUAUUCCUGGAAACCAAACAUUUCUACCCAUUACCAUGCAGAUUUCAACACUGAACAUGUUCUUGCUCUAUGGCCGAUUAGGAGAUGUCUAAGGAUCAGCUGUGGUGGUUACAUGAGUAAUAAGUAUACAAUUAUGUUAUGAACAAAGGUGGGCUCUAAAAACAUGCCUCGAAAGACGUGAAGCAGAAAGAGAAAUAAAGAAAAGGACAUUUGCAAGUAUCAUUGAUCAAUUGUUAUAAGUGUUUUUCUUGACCAUCAUCUUCAAAAGCUUUUUGUUACACUAGUAUGUGAGCUUUCAGUACAAGUUUGGAGAAGGAAGUGUUUUCCUAGUUCUUUUGUGUUGGAAUUCUUGCUGUUUAUCAUUCAGAAGAUACAUUGGAACAAAAUUUCCUUCACUGUUUGAUGUGAAGAUUGUGCCAUUUGUUUUAAGGUUUGCUGUAUUGACUAUUUUCUAGAUUUUCCCUGAAAAAGAUUGUGCCCAUGCUCUUAAUCCUUACAAUUCUCAUUCUGUCUGUCGAUGUUGGUUUUAUUCCUUGGUUUAGUAGAAAAAUAGAAGUUCAUUCUAAACCACGGCUGAACUGUAACUAUCACAAACUGACAAAGGAAAGGACCAUGCCAACCAGUGAUCCAUUUCUCCCUUGAGCAUGUGAAUUCCUGACCUUGUCCCAAGUGACAGAAAAUCAUCUAUAUAAUCCCCGGACCGGAAUGAAGCCAAUGUCCUCAAGUUUCUCUUGAUGCCUAAUAUUCCCUUUUCAUGAAUAUGGAGAGCGGCAAGAUGAUUCAUUCAACGGUUAAAAUGAAGCAGAAACUCAUUAGAUCUUCAACACAAAGAAAGAUUGAUAAGCUACGCAAGAUCAUUCCUGGAUGUGAGGAGGUUGAUGUUGAAACAUUAUUUCAGAAGACAAUGGAGGAGAUUCUUGAGCUCAAAAUGCAAGUGGAUAUCCUCAAGAGACUCUCAAAACUCCAUGGGGUUUGAUCAGAAUUCUUCUCAUUAACACCUCAACCAAUGCAAACAUCUACUUUGACCCCUUGUAAUGCCAGGCAAAUAAGCAUUUUCUUGAUGUUGUCUCUUUUAUUUUGUAGGGAAAAGAAGCAUCCUGUGAUUUGCAUUGUACUUCAUAAUUGCUUCCAAUUGUGAUGCAUCUCCUGCAAAUUACCAUUAGUCUGAUGUAAGUGUACUUUUGUUUAAUGUUUAUAAUUUUUUUGGAGAAUGUCAACAUAAAAUAUACUUCAAAUUUCCUCCGGGAAAAACAAAAGAAUUAUCCAAAGAGGGAAAAGUAGUCAAUGUGGAUCACUUCCCACGAAA